Messenger RNA from Olea europaea var. sylvestris, 1666 nucleotides. Its product is annotated as nuclear transcription factor Y subunit B-5-like. The transcript is spliced from 2 exons. The coding region runs from base 168 to 599 and encodes 143 amino acids. Gene Ontology annotation, biological process: regulation of transcription by RNA polymerase II. Gene Ontology annotation, molecular function: RNA polymerase II cis-regulatory region sequence-specific DNA binding; DNA-binding transcription activator activity, RNA polymerase II-specific; protein heterodimerization activity. The record is from RefSeq and is a predicted model, not a curated record. NCBI's taxonomy places the organism in Eukaryota, Viridiplantae, Streptophyta, Magnoliopsida, Lamiales, Oleaceae. Gene Ontology annotation, cellular component: CCAAT-binding factor complex; nucleus.
AUAAUUUCAUAUAUCGAUAACUGUUCUAUGUAAAGAUUAAAGUUUUAAAUGAGAUGAAUCAGCAAAAAUAAUUUUAUAAAACCGUAACUCGUCUAUAUAGAGGCAAUUGAUAGACAUAAGCAACGUGUCUGUGAUUUACAGGAUCAAGGUAUUCUCUUUAUAGAAAUAUGGUUGAUAAUAUAGAGUCAAGUUCUGAAAGGCUCAAAUACAAUAUUUAUGCAGCUGAUGCUAGUAUUCAUGACUCAGUAGAGGAGGAUCAAGGCACCAUUAAGGAGCAAGAUCGGUUGCUACCUAUAGCUAAUGUCAGCCGGAUAAUGAAGCAGAUCCUUCCUCCGAAUGCGAAAAUCUCUAAAGAAGCUAAAGAAACCACGCAAGAAUGUGUAUCAGAAUUCAUUAGCUUUGUUACUGGAGAAGCAUCUGAUAAAUGCCACAAGGAGAAGAGGAAAACAGUUAAUGGAGAUGACAUUUGUUGGGCUUUGGGAAGUUUAGGAUUUGAUGAUUAUGCAGAAUCACUCAGGAGGUAUUUGCAUAAGUAUAGGGAAGCAGAAGGAGAUAGGGCUAAUCAGAACAAAUCUUCAAACAAUGAAGAAAGGGAUUGAUAUAGUUCAAAACUUGAAGUGAAACCACUGUGAGGAAGCCUUCAGUCCCCACCCCACCUCACCCCACACCCAUCCAACGUCAGUGUAUUAUGAAUAGAAGUAUGCACCAAACUAAUAUAUUAGGUUAGGGGAUUUGUGCUUACCCCUUGGUUGAACUUUGAUGCAAAAUUUAUACUGUGGAAUUUUUACUGUUCUUUGCUUCUUUUUUGGUCCAGAAAUCUUGAAGGGAGUUCAGAUCUAUGACUCCAAAAAUUGCCUGUUUUUCUUACAAAUUUUAACUUUUGAUUACCUUAACCUGGAAACUAAUAAACCCUUGUGUUUCUGCAAUAAUUAGGCUAGUGAUUUUUGGGUUUGAUGUAAUAAGCUUGCAGUCUACAGAUAAUUGUGGGAUCUAUAUUCUCUAUGUUUCACUACAAUAAUUAAUUUCAAAUUAGGGUUUAUGUAUUACUGUUCUUGUCUAAUUUUAUCUGUAUAGUAUACUCUAUUGGCGUUUUGAUUCAAUUAAAGGCAACAGGAAUUAUGCUGAAGGUGGUAUCUUUGGUCAAGCUUGAUCAUGAUCAGGAGAUCGAUAUAGAAUAAAAGGUGAUUAAAGAUAUGAACGUAUAAAUUCAGGGAUUGUGUUCAACUAAUGUUGAAUUCAAACAUACAAAAGACACCUAGUGAAAUGCCCAGCGGCUGCUCCUUCAGGUAUUUUCAAUAUUUCCACAGUUUAGAUCCUAACUUAAUUGGACGCAAGAAAGAUUGUUUAAGCAUAUAUGAUUAAAUAUAUAUGAGAUCAAGUGUGCACACACAUGGUGUGUGAUUCAUAGGUGCGUACAAUUUGUCAUUCAUAUUUUGCGCGUAAAAAUGUUUGAAAUUCGAUCUAAAAAAAGGGAUUUGACUCACUUAAAGCAUAUAUAAAGGUUAUUACUGUUUGAACUAGUUAGAUGAGUUACAAUUUUUUUUUUUGAGAUUGGUUAUGAAAUAGAGUUAUGGCAGUACAAAAAUUCCUCAAAAGGAACAAAAAAAUUUCCUGUUUGAAACCCUAGAUACCAGAAACAGGAUUUUGUUGGUCUAGAAAUGCUUGG